GCGCAGAAGGGUCGGCACCGGGGUAGCUGCCAUGAAGAUGAUCGAUGAGGAUUGGAACAUGACAGCAGGCACGAUGGCAGAUCUACCUGGGCGGCGCCAGACGGUGCCUAGGGCAGAGCCCAUUGCUUUCGCGAUUGCAAUCGAAGAGACGAUCGGUGAUAUCGUCGAUGUCACGGACCACUACCCUCUGCUCAACGCGUGGAACAAAGGCGAAGUCCGAGACCCAGGACGCGGUGGGAAUGCUGAUAUAUGGGCACGCAUCAUGCGAGCCAUCAUGGGGAACGAGCAACAUCACUUCCGCCUUUUCGUCGCCCUGAUUCAGGGCGACGAAGAGGCGGAAGUGGUCAACGCGGUCUUCGCGGUGGGCAACAGCUUCCCGGACGCGCUUGCGACGGUGGCAGCAGAGGCGCCCUGGGAGAGGGUAUGUCAACCGUUGCCCCCCACGGACGAGCGGGGCGCGAUCUGCGCCAAGACCGUCGACAACCAAGAGUUCGCGGACACGCAGUGCGAGACCACCUUUGUCACUGCCAAUGAGACUGUCGAUGCCGAGGGUGAUCGCGCCGUGGGCAGUGGCAGGCCGCACUGGAAGCAGGGCGAGCCAGGCUUGGCAGGCAGAUGCACGCCAGGGAACUUCUUACUUCGCAUGUACCGCAACAACUUAUUGGGCUACCACCACCGCCAAUUGCUGAGCCACCUCCACCGCGCACAUGACGUCGAGUUUCGAGAAGGCUUGCAGGGCAUGAAGUCGCUCAGGCACGGGGUGGGUUUCAUCGAGUGGAGCAAGCUGUGGAGGCAGUUCAUGCUGCAGAUGGAGUUGACACAGUGCCUGGCCUGG
Prorocentrum cordatum is the source of this 835-nucleotide messenger RNA. The record is from the annotation of a GenBank genome assembly. NCBI's taxonomy places the organism in Eukaryota, Dinophyceae, Prorocentrales, Prorocentraceae.